This is a messenger RNA of Anisakis simplex (herring worm), 937 nucleotides long. Lineage: Eukaryota; Metazoa; Nematoda; Chromadorea; Rhabditida; Anisakidae. The record is from the annotation of a GenBank genome assembly.
AUGGAAAUGGUGAAUGUACCGAAAUGGCUUCAUGUACCGUACAAAAUCGCAAAAACAAUGAUGCCCGAUGGGUUCAACGACCGUUUCCGACUUCACGACGACAACUUUUUGAAUGCUUUACUGAAAGACAUCAACAUUGAGCAUAUUCCACAGACUCUCGGAGGAUAUAACGAGGUAACACAACUAAGCCACUCGAUGCAGAAAAUCAAAACGAUUCCUGCACAAAAACUGACGAAUGAAAAGUUUUGGAAACCGACCGAUAUGGAGCUGAUUAGUGCACUAGAGACAUUCCAUAUAUCACCACGAAAGGUUCGUCAAAUUCACGUUGAUGUGACGGACGCGAAUAAUUCCUUGUUGUGGUACUACAGUACAGACGGUGAUAUAUAUUUCGGUGUAUUCUACCAGCCAUUCGAUGAGGCUAUCAGCAACAAUACGAUCACAAACAACACCCGUCAUGAGAAAGAGAUCGACUACGAUCGUCUCGAGAUGGUUUACCCGUGGUGGAAACUUGCCGCCAGGAUAGUGCAUGAGUCGGGUCGUAUUCAGUGCACAAAACCUGGUCGCUAUUGGUUUGUGUUUUGUAAUAAGCUGUCAUGGUUGCAGAAACGAACCGUUCAUUUGAAUGUACAAUUAACGGACGGCUCAUGCACAAAACGAUGUCAUAUGGACGGUACGAUGAGUAAUGCUGAGAUCACCAUUCAAACCGAUCAAACACUUCACUUAUCACUUUGAUUUUGAUCGACUUUGAUCAAAUCUCUCUGAUUGAUGUCUGAUCGCUAUCACUAUGCAUAAUAUUACUCUUCUUUAUGAAUAUCGUUUCUAUGUGUAAUUUGGUUAAUAUGAUCGUCUAUAGUGCAUUCUAGUGCAUUGCGAUUGAUGAUUACACUAUUCGCAGGCGGAAAUCGCAAACAGCUGACUAUCUUUUUGAGCUCAUAAA